UUCCAAAGAGUUACACUUUCUGUAACUACAAUGGCUCAUCAAAGAACCACCAAGCCUAAACAAAUAAAACCCAGAUCUUUACUUAUCCUUCUUGCCUUAGUUAUAUCUGCCAUUGCCUUCCUCUUCCUCUUUUCCUCUCGCCUCUCCACUUAUGGCUCCUCCUCCUCCUCCUCCAAUGCCCAUCAAAUUAUGCUCAAACGGAGGCACCAUCGGACUGACCAUGACAAGUAUUUGUACUGGGGCAGAAGGAUUGACUGCCCUGGAAGACACUGCGAUUCUUGCGAGGGUUUGGGCCACCAGGAAUCCAGCCUCAGGUGUGCCCUUGAAGAGGCCCUCUAUCUUCGGAGAAUUUUCGUCAUGCCAUCAAGAAUGUGCAUUAGCCCCCUACAUAAUAAGAAGGGGAUCCUUCAUCAGUCUAGUGAGGCUAGUUCAGAGGAAAUGUGGGAAGCAAAUUCUUGUGCCAUGGACUCCUUAUAUGAUAUGGACCUCAUAUCAGAUACCAUCCCUGUAAUUUUGGACAAUUCAGAAGAAUGGUUUGAGGUUUUAUCUACAGCCAUGAAGUUAGAAGCCAGAGGAGUUGCCCAUGUAGAAGGGGUUAGCCGUGCUGAUCUGAAAGAUAACAAUCGCUACUCUAAUCUCUUUCUCAUAAACAGAACUGCUAGCCCACUUUCUUGGUUUAUGGAAUGCAAAGAUCGAAACAACAGGAGUGCUAUAAUGCUGCCAUAUUCAUUUCUGCCAUCAAUGGCAGCAGGGAAACUGAGAGAGGCAGCAGACAAGAUUAAAGCACUCCUUGGUGAUUAUGAUGCAAUGCAUGUUCGUCGUGGUGAUAAGAUGAAGACCAGGAAGGACAGAUUUGGUGUUGUCAAGACCCUGCAUCCUCACCUUGAUAGGGAUACACGGCCUGUGUUUAUUCUCUGCAGAAUUGCAAAGUGGGUCCCCCCCGGAAGAACCUUGUUUAUCGCUUCGAAUGAAAGGACUCCAGGAUUCUUCUCGCCACUCUCUGUCAGAUAUAAAUUGGCAUAUUCUUCAAACUAUAGCAAGAUCCUUGAUCCAGUGGUCGAGAACAACUACCAAUUAUUCAUGAUCGAGAGGCUUGUUUUGAUGGGAGCCAAAACGUUCAUUAAAACAUUCAAGGAGGAUGAGACAACCCUCAGCCUUACUGAUGAUCCCAAAAAGAACAAUAAAAAUUGGCAGGAACCAGUCUACACAGCCGAUCAAGACUCAUGCUGACACCCACACCUAUUUUCUAUGUAGAAAGGUUGUACCCCCCCCCCCCCCAAAAAAAAAAAGGUAAAUAGUGUACUCUAACCAGAUAUUUGCUUGGUAGGAAUCCUUGAGAACAAACUCCCCCCAUAUGCGUAAAUAGAACUGAGUUUAAACCCUAUCAAUAGUAUAAUGGAUGUGUAAGUUGUGAUAAAAAAUAAAUAUGACGUGCCUUUAUUUUU
Messenger RNA from Neltuma alba, 1445 nucleotides. RefSeq lists its product as uncharacterized. The record is from RefSeq and is a predicted model, not a curated record. NCBI's taxonomy places the organism in Eukaryota, Viridiplantae, Streptophyta, Magnoliopsida, Fabales, Fabaceae. Bases 31 to 1230 code for a protein of 399 amino acids. The transcript has 6 exons. Gene Ontology annotation, cellular component: Golgi apparatus.